Molecule: messenger RNA, 1765 nt
Organism: Medicago truncatula (barrel medic)
Lineage: Eukaryota; Viridiplantae; Streptophyta; Magnoliopsida; Fabales; Fabaceae
Product: L-Ala-D/L-amino acid epimerase
Exons: 6
Coding region: 154-1482 (442 amino acids)
Molecular function (GO): racemase and epimerase activity, acting on amino acids and derivatives
Source: RefSeq, a predicted model, not a curated record
UUAGAAAGAAAAGACAAAUAUAAAUCAUAGGAGGUUUGAAGCACCAUCCUUUGUAUUCUAUGUAUAAAUAAUCACCACCGUAGACAAAAACAAUUAACAUAGAUUACUUCACAAAAUCAUUAAUAAAAAAAAUUCACUAUACACAAAGUUUCAAUGGAUUCAUCUGGGUUGAAAUUGCAAUUGCAAAUGAAAUCAUCGCUAUCACACAGUUUUCUCUGUUCUCCUGAUACCCUUUUCACCAACAAUUCAAAAAACUCCAAUUCCAUCACCUUCACGAAUCGUUUCACCAAAAAAUCUACUCAUUUUUCCACUAUCAUGGCUUCUUAUACUACAUCAACAGCAAAACCAAUUGCAUAUGGUUUCAAAACUUUGUUAGAAACCUUCACUGUUGAUGUUCAUAGAGCAGAAAAUAGGCCAUUAAAUGUGCCCUUAAUUGCGCCUUUUACUAUUGCUUCCUCAAAAUUGGACAAGGUAGAAAAUGUUGCAAUUAGAGUUGAAUUGAGUAACGGUGCCGUAGGGUGGGGUGAAACACCAAUUCUACCUUUUGUUACUGCUGAGGAUCAACACACAGCUAUGGUUAAAGCUUCUGAGGCAUGUGAGUUUUUGUUGAAGUGUCCUGCAUUAACAUUGGGUUCUAUGUUGACGGAGAUUGGUGAUAUUCUUCCAGGACAUCAAUUUGCUUCAGUUAGGGCUGGAGUGGAGAUGGCAGUAAUCGAUGCUGUCGCAAGUAGUAUUCGUGUGCCAUUGUGGAGGCUUUUUGGUGGUGCUUCAAAUACCAUAACCACUGAUAUAACAAUCCCUAUUGUUUCUUCAGCUGAAGCAGCUGAAUUGGCUUCUAAGUACUAUAAACAAGGAUUUAAAACUUUAAAACUGAAGGUGGGGAAGAAUCUCAAUGCAGAUAUAGAAGUGCUUCAAGCCAUACGUGUCGCCCACCCUGAGUGUCAGUUUAUUCUAGAUGCUAACGAAGGCUAUAACUCUAACGAAGCAGUGGAAGUCCUUGAGAAAUUACAUGAAUUGGGGUUGACCCCUGUUCUAUUUGAGCAACCAGUUCAUAGAGAUGAUUGGGAUGGUCUUGGAUAUGUGAGUAGCAUAGCAAGAGAAAAGUAUGGAGUAUCUGUUGCAGCUGAUGAGAGCUGCAGAAGUUUAGUUGAUGUUUACAGGAUUGUGGAAGGGAAUCUUGUAGAUGUCAUUAACAUUAAGCUUGCAAAAGUUGGAGUUAUAGGUGCAUUGGAUAUUAUUGAAAAAGCAAGAGCAGCAGGUUUGGAUUUGAUGAUUGGUGGUAUGGUUGAGACAAGACUUGCUAUGGGAUUUGCUGGUCACCUUGCUGCUGGCCUUGGAUGUUUCAAGUUUAUUGACCUAGACACCCCACUCUUGCUAUCAGAAGAUCCAGUUCUCGAAGGCUAUCAAGUUUCAGGUGCAACUUACACGUUCACAAAUGCUAGGGGACAUGGUGGAUUCCUUCACUGGGACAAUCUUGCUUAGCAAGUAAUGAAAUUUCUUGUACAAUAGAACUCCACUUUAAUAAAGAGAAGCAGGAACUUCUUGUCUCAAAAUGUGUUUGUAUACUAAGUACAGUCCUUAUCUUCACUUAGGAAAAGAGAAUGUUGGUGUACUGCUACUUUCAUUAUAUUGAAAAUCAUUUCUAAUCAUAAUCAAGAUUUGAUUAGAGCAGUAACGGGAACAAGACUUGGCAAUUACUACUCUCACAAAGUCAUGUUGAUAAAUUUAAACCUUCACUUGUCUUCAAGGGCUAGUUUGCUCUUCA